This is a messenger RNA of Calypte anna (Anna's hummingbird), 2072 nucleotides long. It is a transcript of the gene LIMK1, whose product is annotated as LIM domain kinase 1. The transcript has 16 exons. The record is from RefSeq and is a predicted model, not a curated record. Lineage: Eukaryota; Metazoa; Chordata; Aves; Apodiformes; Trochilidae. Gene Ontology annotation, biological process: positive regulation of stress fiber assembly; protein phosphorylation; actin cytoskeleton organization. Gene Ontology annotation, molecular function: ATP binding; protein binding; protein serine/threonine kinase activity. Gene Ontology annotation, cellular component: neuron projection; nucleus; cytoplasm. The coding region runs from base 42 to 1982 and encodes 646 amino acids.
GCGAGGGCAGGGCCUGGCGCGGCGCCAGGCAGCAAGGCUGCAUGAGGUUGAUGCUGCUGUGCUGCACCUGGAGGGACGAGCCUAUGGGAGAGGACGAAGGGACCGACCUGCCGGUGUGUGCGAGCUGCAGGCAGGGCAUCUUCGACGGGCAGUACCUGCAGGCUCUGAGCGCGGACUGGCACGCCGACUGCUUCAGGUGCUGUGAGUGCGGGGCCUCCCUAUCCCACCAAUACUAUGAGAAGGAUGGGCGCCUGUACUGCAAGAAGGAUUACUGGGCACAUUUUGGAGAGCUCUGUCACGGCUGCUCUGAGCACAUCACCAAGGGGCUGGUCAUGGUGGCUGGAGAGCAGAAGUACCACCCCGAGUGCUUCAUCUGUCUCAACUGCCACACAUUCAUCGGGGAUGGAGACACCUACGCGCUGGUGGAACGCUCCAAGCUCUACUGUGGGCACUGCUAUUACCAGAUGGUGGUGACACCGGUCAUCGAGCAGAUCCUGCCAGACUCGCCAGCUGCCCGCAUCCCUCACACCGUCACCCUCGUCUCCAUCCCUGCCUGCUCUGAUGGCAAACGUGGCUUCUCUGUCUCCAUCGACCAGGGCUGUGGCACCGAGCACCCCUGCACCGUUCGUGUCCGAGAGGUGGAUCCAGACUGCAUCAGCCCUGACAUGAAGAACUCCAUCCACGUGGGCGACCGCAUCCUGGAGAUCAAUGGCACCCCCAUCAGCCACGUCCCCCUAGAUGAGAUCGAUCUCCUGAUCCAGGAGACCAGCCGCCUGCUCCAGCUGACUAUUGAGCACGACCCCCAUGAGCCCCUCGCCCACGAGCCAGGUCCUGCCUGCAGCCCCCUGCCCACCCCACACAGCCCUUUGUGCUCUCCGACCGCCCAACCCUGCGGGGACCCCAGCACCAUGCGCCAGCGGACUGUUAUGAGGAGCUGCAGCACAGACAAGUCCCCGGGCCCGGGCUCGGUGGGCUCACCCGUGUCCCUGCGCAAGGACAUCGGGCGCUCCGAGUCGCUGCGCGUCGUAUCCCGCACCCAUCGCAUCUUCCGUCCCUCGGACCUGAUUCACGGCGAGGUGCUCGGCAAGGGCUGCUUUGGCCAGGCCAUCAAGGUGACACAUCGGGAGACAGGUGAGGUGAUGGUUAUGAAGGAGCUGAUCCGCUUUGAUGAGGAGACGCAGAGGACCUUCCUGAAAGAGGUGAAAGUGAUGCGCUGCCUGGAGCACCCCAACGUGCUGAAGUUCAUUGGGGUGCUGUACAAGGAGAAGAGGCUCAACUUCAUCACAGAGUACAUCAAGGGGGGCACCUUGAGAGGCCUCAUCAAGACCAUGGACAGCCACUAUCCCUGGAGCCAGCGGGUCAGCUUCGCCAAGGACAUUGCUGCUGGCAUGGCCUACCUCCACUCCAUGAACAUCAUCCACCGUGACCUCAACUCUCACAACUGCCUCGUGCGGGAGAACAAGAGCGUGGUGGUAGCUGAUUUUGGACUGGCACGGCUGAUGGUGGACGAGAAGAACCAGCCUGAACAUCUCAAGAACCUGAAGAAACCAGACCGCAAGAAAAGAUACACGGUGGUGGGGAACCCGUACUGGAUGGCUCCCGAGAUGAUCAAUGGGAGGAGCUACGAUGAGAAGGUGGACAUCUUCUCCUUCGGGAUUGUCCUGUGUGAGAUCAUUGGCCGGGUGAGCGCUGACCCUGACUACCUGCCCCGCACCACUGACUUUGGCCUCAACAUCAGGGGCUUCCUGGACCGUUACUGCCCCCCAGCUUGUCCCCCCAGCUUCUUCCCCAUCGCCGUCUGCUGCUGUGACCUGGACCCUGAGAAGCGGCCAUCCUUCAGCAAGCUGGAGCAGUGGCUGGAGAGCCUCCGCAUGCACCUGGAGAUCCACCUGCCUCUGAGCUCCCAACUGGAGCAGCUGGACCGGGCCUUUGGGGAGACGCACCGGCGGGGUGAGGGGGGGCUGCCCGCACCCCCCCGGUAGAGUCCCCCCACCCACACCAGCUCCGAAGUCACAGGAGAAGGAGCUGCCUCUGCUACCAGCAUCUCUUCCAGCUGCCACCACUCCCAGGGC